Prorocentrum cordatum is the source of this 1848-nucleotide messenger RNA. NCBI's taxonomy places the organism in Eukaryota, Dinophyceae, Prorocentrales, Prorocentraceae. The record is from the annotation of a GenBank genome assembly.
AUGAAGGUCGCGCUGAGCGUGGACUCGGGCCUCCGGCUGCACCUGCACCCGGAGGACGAGGCCGGCAGCGGCUGGACCCCCGUCGCCUGGGCGACGUACGAGAACACCGUCCAGAAGAAUGGGUGGGGCUACCUGUCCGUGCACGCCAGCGAGGACCCGAAGGUGUCGGACGACCUCAAGGUGUACGCAGCAGGCUUCCUGGAGGGGUUCGCCUCCGCCCAGCAGAUCCGGGACUUCCAGCACAACGCCAACGGCCUGAUGGCCAAGGACGAGGCCAACCACCAGGCCCUGGACAACAUCAGGUCGCUAUUCCAGGCCGAGGCCGCGACCAUCUGUAACAAGACUGGCCUGAUCGCCGGCGGCACGGCGCCACCCGCCGCCGCGGGCGCCGCCCCGGAGCUGUUCUGGGAGCACGCGAAGCUGAUGCUGCUGCAGGCGUGGGGCCUGGUGGACGCGUACAACCAGCACGCCCCCAAGGUGAAGGGCGUGGAGAUGUCGCUGGUGGACCUGAUCAUUCUCAACAGCGACGGCGAGACGCCCGAGUUGGAGAAGGCCUACGACUUCCAGGAGGUGCUGCUGCGGCAGUCGAACCGCGAGUGCGCCGGCGGCGACUGCGAGGAGGACAGCUCGGACAGCAACACCUCCCUGCUGCAGAUGCAGCGCAGGGGAUCCACGAAGCUCUCGUCGCGGUCCAGGCGCGGGGUGGCACGCGGCCGCAGGAGCCUGGCCGCCGCGGCGAGGGCCAGGCGGCGCCAGUUCCUCAAGGGCCUGGACGACAAGGCCUGGCUGAAGUUCCGCGCGUCGUACGGGCGCUGCUCGGCCCUCGUCCGGCUCGCGCCGAACAGCAGCGACCUCUUCGUGGGGCACACUACGUUCUCGGACUACAGCGAGAUGAACCGGAUCUUCAAGUACUAUGACCUGCCCCUGCGCGGCAGCGCCAGUCGUCGCAUGGGCUUCUCGUCCUACCCGGGGGUGAUGGGCAGCACGGACGACUACUACGUUAUGGACACGGGCCUGGUGGUGACGGAGACGACCGUGUCGAUGCUCUCGGACGAGGCAUUCGACAAGCUCGACGAUAACGGGACCACGGUCCCAGACUACAUGCGCAUCAUGAUCGCCAACAGGGUCGCGAGGACUGGCGCGGAGUGGGUUGGCAGCAUGACGAAGAGUGCCACCGGCACCUACAACAGCCAGUGGAUGGUCGUGGACUACAAGCUGUUCGAGCCUGGCCGCAGCCUGAAGAACGGGACGCUCUGGGUGCUCGAGCAGGCGCCGGGCGUGUCCCACAGCCAGGACGCCACCCAGAGGCUGCAGGAGACCGGCUUCUGGGCCUCCGAGAACCGGGGCUUCUUCGACGACAUCAGGGCCGUCGACGGCGAGGCGGACGCGGAGGAGAUGCACGGCGACCUGUUCAGCGCUCUUCGCAACCCCCGCGGCAACAUCUUCAACAAGACGGCCCCAGAGGUCGCCACCCUGGCCGACAUGCGCACGGAGAUGCGGAGGAACCACUGGCCGCACGAGGUGGACGGGGGCCCGGGCAACACCCCGGACCAUGCCAUCGCGGCGCGUGGCGACCUGAGCAAGUACGACCCCGCGCCGAACGGCGGCGUCGACUCCAAGGUCACCAACGCCUGCCUCGUCCGCGCCCUGGCCGCCGACGCCAUCAACGGGCCCACGCACGAAGGGCUCCCGGCUUUCCACUGGCUGGACAAUGUCACCGGCAAGAAUCUGUAUCCGGACUACCCUCACGAUGGGCUGCCCGACUUGUGGAACUUUGGCUGGGUCCGCAUGACGCCCAGCGGGGAGCUGCCCGAACUUCCAGCUGAUGCUUGCGCGGCUUCGCCGUGA